AUGAAGAAGGCUUUGCCGGGCCUGGUCAUACUCUGGACCCUCGUCAGGACCUUUUCGUGCCUGGACAUGGACCUCCGUCCAUCGAGCGAGGACCAGGAGUCCUGGCAAAGAGGGAAUUCACGAGCCUCUUUAGCCGAGAGACCAACGAGGAUAGUCGGAGGCAAGGAUGCGGAAAAGGGUCGACAUCCUUGGCAAGUGUCCAUUCACUGGGGGGAUCCAGGACGAGGAUUAAAAAUGAGACACGUAUGUGGAGGCAGUCUCUUGACGGCAGGUUGGGUCCUGACUGCAGGACACUGCGUCACCUUGGCUCCUGGAGGACCUUCCCCGGGACGUUUCCUCGUCCUGGCCGGAAAAUACAAACUUGGAACUCGGGAGGACACCGAGCAGAGGGGUCGUGUCCUGGAGAUAUUCAUUUAUCCUGACUACUCCGGAGGAGUGGCACCCUACGACAUCGCCCUGAUGAAGCUGGAGCACCCCUUCGAGUUGAACCCCUUCGUCUCCACGGUGUCGCUUCCUUACCCCGAAGCUCCCCCCAAGGGCGAGGCCAUGCUCACGGGAUGGGGCAGUACCGGAAGGACGAGGGCUGUCGAACUUCCUGAAAUCCUGCAAGGUGCCAUCCUGCCGAUCAUCGAUUACAACCUCUGCAAGGAAACCCUGGACGUCUCCCUACGCCACGAGGGCAGGAACCCUCUUCAUCCCUCCAACCUUUGCACGGGUCCUUUGAAUGGCACCUUAUCGGCCUGCAAGGGUGACUCGGGAGGGCCAUUGGUGGUGAUUAACGACUUCGGCCAAGCGGAAGUCAUCGGCGUCGUUUCCUGGGGCUUGUUCCCCUGCGGGGCCAGAAACGCCCCCUCGGUUUACACCAGAGUGUCCGCCUUCGUCGCGUGGAUCCACAAGAUCAUGCUGAAUCACUGA
Molecule: messenger RNA, 915 nt
Organism: Orussus abietinus
Lineage: Eukaryota; Metazoa; Arthropoda; Insecta; Hymenoptera; Orussidae
Product: serine protease 33-like
Exons: 3
Coding region: 1-915 (304 amino acids)
Biological process (GO): proteolysis
Molecular function (GO): serine-type endopeptidase activity
Source: RefSeq, a predicted model, not a curated record